AUGAGCUCGCAAUAUCCAGACGCCAGAGGAGGCUGGAAGCCCAAGCCUCUCUCAGCCCUACGUCGUCCUUCUUCGCUCCUCAAAUCCGCUAACCCCUCUGCUCCACCCAACCGAAAUACCCCACAUCCCAACGACGAACCUCUCCACCAAAUCCCGAUCACCUACUCCACCAUCGCAGCUAGAGCUCUCUCGUUUCAUAGACAAGUGCUUACCGAUUUCAUUCCUCUCCAGCUUGCUCAGAAUGGCUUUUAUUGCAAGCCCUCAAGAUCUGGAGGAUCAGCGUGCUGUUUUGCCUGCGGAUCGACCAUCCUCUUGUACACACUCCAGGAUAAUCCCAUUGAAGAGAUGCAACAACUCCAUUUGGCAGACUGCAUAUGGCAGAUCAUCUGUCGCGAUUUGAAACCUACCUUUGAAAUACCCAACAUGGUCACCCCCUCAGAUACCGCAUCUCCAUCUCAACGACCGCCUCCCGAAUCAGCGCCAGCAUCCAUUCUGCCAGAUGAACCUUCAAUCAUGAACAUCGAUACAGCCCCCGAACAGUCCACUACAAUGCCUGAAGCAGGACCCCAACAACCUCAACCGACCUGCUCUUCUAAGGUCUCUCAGCCUCCUCAACCUCUCUACUCAACACCCCCCGUUACCUCCACACCAGACCAACGACCUACCUAUGCCUCGGUUUUGCAACGCCCCAAACCUUGUCUAUCGCAACCAACUUCCAAUACCUAUCAAUCCGUACCUUCUCCAAAACGCACACUCACAAUGGAAGACCUUUAUCGCCAUUUCCAUAACAAACCAUCGCCAUUCCAACUCAACAAGAAAAGCAGCAAGAGUUCAGCUAGUCGAGCUCGCAACAAAAAAGCAUCUGCUUCAGUCUCUGGCUAG
Messenger RNA from Penicillium nucicola, 882 nucleotides. RefSeq lists its product as uncharacterized. The record is from RefSeq and is a predicted model, not a curated record. Bases 1 to 882 code for a protein of 293 amino acids. NCBI's taxonomy places the organism in Eukaryota, Fungi, Ascomycota, Eurotiomycetes, Eurotiales, Aspergillaceae. The transcript has a single exon.